Hydra vulgaris (swiftwater hydra) is the source of this 2510-nucleotide messenger RNA. RefSeq names its product long-chain fatty acid transport protein 1. Gene Ontology annotation, molecular function: long-chain fatty acid transmembrane transporter activity; long-chain fatty acid-CoA ligase activity. The record is from RefSeq and is a predicted model, not a curated record. Lineage: Eukaryota; Metazoa; Cnidaria; Hydrozoa; Anthoathecata; Hydridae.
UUAAAACUUUGAAAUUUGUGUGACUUACGAGGUUCUAGAUAUGGACUUGUUUAUUACAUGUUUUUUAAUUUAUCUCUAUUUAUUAGUUUAAUUAACUUUAAAAAGAAUUCUAUUAUAAAUUGAGAUAAUUGUAAUAUAUAAAUGAGAUGUUAAUGAAUGAUGACUGAUCUAUCCUGGAUUAUUACUUGCAUAACAAACGUUGAUAUUCCAAGAAAUUUAACAUAUCGAAGCAAACGUAAAAAGGUAUUUGGAAAAUGUCUUGCGGAACUUUUGAACAAUGGCGAAUUUAUAGAAAGACUUUGCCAAGAGAUAUAAAAUUAGUUCGAAUUCUUGCUGGCCUUGAAAAAGGAAUCCGUAAAGCAAUUCGUAAUGAACAAAUUACUUCUGAUAUUUUUGAUGAAACGUGUACAAAGAAACCGAAUAAACUUGCUGUUAUUUCAUCUGAUGGACUUAUAAAAUAUUCUUUUUCCGAAUUAAGAGACUUAGUAAACAAAAUUGGAAAUAUAUUUUACAAUAGUGGGUAUAGAAAAGGAGAUGUUGUUGCAUUAUUUAUGGAAAAUAGACCCGAGUAUGUAGCUUUUUGGUUAGGACUUUCAAAAAUCGGUGUUAUAACAUCUCUGAUAAACUUUAAUUUGACUAAUGAUAGUUUGCUGCAUUGUAUAACAGUUUGUGAAGCUAAGGCAAUUAUAUAUAGUAGUGAAACAGAAGAUGCACUUGAGGUUUUGCAUGAUCAAUUAAAAAAUCUUGUUUACUUCUGUUUUGGAUCAAAAAAGAAAAUACUUAAAUCUAUUGACUUAAUGAAACUUAUUGAAUCCACUGUUACGACUCAUCCCCCACGCCCUGAUGGUAUUUCCUUAUAUGACAAACUUAUUUACAUGUAUACCUCUGGAACAACUGGAUUACCCAAACCUGCUGUUAUACGACAUACUAGAUUUUAUUACAUGGUGAAUGGAAUGGCAAUAUCUUUUAAAGUGACUAAUAAAGACAUAAAUUAUGUUGCACUCCCAUUGUAUCAUUCUAAUGGUGGUGUUGGUGGUAUUGGAAUGAUGAUAUAUAAGGGUGCAACAGUGGUUGUAGCCAAAAAAUUUUCAGCUAGUCGUUUUUUUAGUGAAUGUGCUAUACACGGAGCAACGAUGUUCAACUAUAUUGGGGAAGUUUGUCGCUACUUACUUGCCCAACCUCCUUCUAAAAAUGACCGUUCUCACCGCAUUCGUUUAGCUAUUGGAAAUGGGUUGAGACCUCAGAUUUGGAGAGAGUUCAAAGAAAGAUUUGGUAUUGAAGUGAUUGGGGAAUGUUACGCUUCUACAGAAGGCAACGCCAACAUGAUUAAUAUUGAUAACCGAGUUGGAGCUGUUGGUUUUAACUCCGUAAUUGCUCCUGGGUUUUAUCCCAUAAGGCUAGUAAAAGUAAAUGAAGAAACUGAAGAAAUAUUAAGAGACAAUGAAGGUAUGGCAAUAGCUUGUUUACCCGGAGAGGAAGGCGAACUUGUUGGGAAAGUUAGAAAUGAUCCUGUUCACCAGUUUGAUGGCUAUCUAGAUAAAGAAGCUACUGCUAAGAAAAUAGCUCAUGAUGUGUUUGAAAAAGGUGAUUCAGUGUUUCGUUCAGGUGACAUUCUUGUGCAAGAUGAAGAAGGCUACUUUUAUUUUCAGGAUAGAGGAGGAGAUACAUUUCGAUGGAAAGGAGAAAAUGUUGGUACAACAGAAGUUGAAACAGUUAUAAGUAGAAUUGUAAGGUUAGCUGAUGUUGCUGUGUAUGGUGUAUCCAUUCCAGGAAUUGAAGGAAAAGCCGCCAUGACAUGUAUUGCUGAUCCUGAUUUUACUGUUGAUUUAAGUUUAUUGAGAGCGGAACUAUUAAAUAAAUUACCAAAUUAUGCUCGCCCCCAGUUCAUUAGGUUAUCUUCUGAAAAAAAUAUUUCACAGACUAACACCUUUAAACUGAAAAAAAAUCAAUUAAAGGCAGAAGGAUUUGAUCCAAAAAAAGUUCUUAAUGAUCGCUUGUAUUAUAAUAAUCAGAGAACUGGACAUUACGAAGUAUUAGAUAUAACUGCAUAUUACCGCAUUCUGCAACAUGAAAUUCGAUUUUAGUUAUUGCAUUUCCUAAUAUGUAGUUCGAUUUUAAUCUUGCUUAAUAUGGCGUUCUGCAACAUGGUACUCGAUUUUAGUCCUAUUAUCGCAUUUCACAUCAUGAAUUUCGAUUAAGUUCUUGCAUAUUAUCGCAUUUUGUAACAUGAAGUUCGAUUUUGGUUUCUCGACGGUGCAUAUUUUGGUUUUGCAUUGUUUCGUGGCUGCGAUGCAAAUCAAAAACCGUUGAUAUCGGUUCUAAUCGUUGAUAUUGUAGCGAUAAUUUAUUUUAGAAACAAAACAAAAGCAAAGCUUUGUUGCAAAAUAUACAAUAUACUUUAUAUCAAAUAAAAAUUCAAAAAGUUUAUUAUUGAAAAUAUUUAUCAAUUUGUUAAAUAAAACAAAUAUUUUAAUACGCUUACUGUUAAUACAUUCUUAUAUAGGUUGUUA